Molecule: messenger RNA, 905 nt
Organism: Stegodyphus dumicola
Lineage: Eukaryota; Metazoa; Arthropoda; Arachnida; Araneae; Eresidae
Product: homeobox protein Dlx6a-like
Biological process (GO): regulation of transcription by RNA polymerase II
Molecular function (GO): RNA polymerase II cis-regulatory region sequence-specific DNA binding; DNA-binding transcription factor activity, RNA polymerase II-specific
Source: RefSeq, a predicted model, not a curated record
ACGGGCACCAAUGGCGCGGCGUCGGUGGGCGGAGACGGCGGAGUGCUUUCAUCCAUAUUCAUCGUGGCGUUGGGACCGAGGCCGUUUCUCCCGCCGUUAAGUACUUGCUCCUUUGUAGCGCGAGAGGCAGCACGUUCGUCGGCUCGUCGCGCUGGGAGAAUUUUUAAUCGCCUCUAAACAAAACAACAAAGAAAAAAGUCUCUCUUAGACCCGGUGUGCUCCACCAAACCGCCACCACGUUGAAUUUUACAGAGUUUUCGGCCCCCUAUUCCAGCAUGGCUGGUGCAGCGGACGGCCUUGAUCAAGACGGCACGAACAAGUCAGCAUUCAUGGAAAUUCAACAGCAAGGGCUGGCCGGAAUGCCCCACCAUGCCCAAGCGUACCCGAUCCGCUCGACCUACUCGACGCAGCCGUCGCAACACGAGGCCGUGUUCGCCUCGGCGCAUAACCCGAGGCCCCUCGGAGCCAACCCUUUCCCUAUGAACUAUAACCCGUUGAACACCAGCCUCCAUAACACCUACUCGCAUCCAAGUCAUCCAUACCUGAGCACCUACCCGGCGAACGUACCUGGUUGUCCUCCAUGUCCAUCACCUCCUAGAGACGCCACCUCAUCCCUAGUUGCCCUCCAGAGCCGCAUGAUGGGCAGUGCUCCAUACAAGUACAACUCCCGGUCAAUUAAAGACGAACCACAGUGGGAUCUUGGUUACUAUGACAUGGGUGUAGAUAAAUCUCAAUUGGAAGAGACGUUGCGCGUGAACGGUAAAGGGAAGAAGAUGAGGAAGCCUCGUACAAUUUACUCUAGCCUCCAACUGCAACAGUUGAACAGGAGGUUCCAAAGAACCCAAUACCUCGCCUUGCCCGAGCGAGCUGAGCUUGCGGCCUCUUUAGGCCUCACACAAACACAG